Molecule: messenger RNA, 1036 nt
Organism: Sinocyclocheilus rhinocerous
Lineage: Eukaryota; Metazoa; Chordata; Actinopteri; Cypriniformes; Cyprinidae
Gene: rad51
Product: RAD51 recombinase
Exons: 6
Coding region: 6-686 (226 amino acids)
Biological process (GO): mitotic recombination; chromosome organization involved in meiotic cell cycle; DNA repair
Cellular component (GO): condensed nuclear chromosome
Molecular function (GO): ATP-dependent DNA damage sensor activity; ATP binding; double-stranded DNA binding
Source: RefSeq, a predicted model, not a curated record
UAAACAUGGCUAUGAGGAAUGCAUCCCGGGUGGAGGCAGAUGCAGAGGAGGAAGAACAUUUUGGGCCGCAACCGAUUUCACGUCUGGAGCAAUGUGGCAUCAGCAGCAGUGACAUUAAGAAGCUGGAAGAUGGUGGUUUUCACACCGUGGAGGCCGUAGCGUACGCACCCAAGAAAGAGCUGCUGCACAUCAAAGGAAUCAGUGAAGCCAAAGCCGACAAGAUCCUGACAGAGGCUGCUAAGAUGGUUCCCAUGGGCUUCACCACAGCGACUGAGUUCCACCAGCGCAGAGCUGAAAUCAUCCAGAUCUCCACAGGGUCCAAAGAGCUUGACAAACUCCUGCAGGGAGGAAUCGAGACGGGAUCCAUCACUGAGAUGUUCGGCGAGUUUCGCACAGGAAAGACACAGCUGUGUCACACACUGGCCGUCACAUGCCAGGUAUUUGGUGUGGCUGUGGUCAUCACUAACCAGGUGGUAGCACAGGUGGACGGAGCAGCCAUGUUUUCAGCAGAUCCCAAGAAGCCGAUUGGAGGAAAUAUUCUAGCACACGCCUCGACUACUCGAUUAUACCUGCGGAAAGGUCGAGGAGAGACGCGGAUAUGCAAGAUCUAUGAUUCUCCAUGUUUGCCUGAGGCAGAGGCAAUGUUUGCCAUUAAUGCUGAUGGAGUGGGUGAUGCUAAAGACUGAAAUGAGACCGACCAGAGACCCUGUGUGAGACCAUCAGCCAGAGAAAAGACUCCUGUAAAAUGAUUGAAAUGUGUAAAUGUGGACACAUUGUUUAGUCUGGAAUUAUUCGGAAAGAGAAUGAACCCUUCAGAGGGAAAUUCAUUGUUGAUUUAAAUAUAUGCAGAUUGAUGGAUAUUCACGGAUCUGGAUGAUUUGAGCUGGUGUAAUUAUUUGCUCUUUACGGUGAUGUCAGCCUCCUCUUUACUGUUUGUUAUUUACAUCUUUUGUUAUAUUUGUUUGUUUUGUCUGGACUAAACCUUUUUCUUGUACAUAAACUACUCAGAAUUAAAGUGUUUUGUCUGUUAAACUAA